AUGACACACUUCUAUCAGGACAAGAAGGCGGGAUCAUCCUGCAGUAGCCAAGAAGCUAUCAGAGCGUUAGCUGCGCAGCUAACUCUGCAUUCGUCAGAAUGGACUUGCCACAUCAUGGAUAUAGAUCGACUAAACAGAGGACUCGUGGUGGUCCUCCGUCCGACUCUGUGUUGUUUGAUGACACAAGCUCCACUGCCCCAAUGA
Messenger RNA from Knipowitschia caucasica, 204 nucleotides. The record is from the annotation of a GenBank genome assembly. NCBI's taxonomy places the organism in Eukaryota, Metazoa, Chordata, Actinopteri, Gobiiformes, Gobiidae.